Messenger RNA from Caenorhabditis briggsae, 180 nucleotides. Bases 1 to 180 code for a protein of 59 amino acids. NCBI's taxonomy places the organism in Eukaryota, Metazoa, Nematoda, Chromadorea, Rhabditida, Rhabditidae. The transcript has 2 exons. The record is from RefSeq and is a predicted model, not a curated record.
AUGGACGCAGAAGAAUUACGCCUGGACCCCAAUUUUCAAGUCAACAGAAGUAGAAGAUUGAGUAAUGUCAUGAAAGACAAGAGACUCAUCAAAGUUUUGGAAAACUCACCACUUCCACCGAAUGCUCCGCUUACUGGUAUACAGCUACUCGACAGCAUUUCGAUGGCAAAAUCGUCAUAA